AUGGCGGCGGUGGCGGGUGUCUCGCGGCGCUUCGACCCCGCGGCACUGGGUCUGGACCCGUCCUGGCGCCUCACGGCCUACGGCGAGCUACGCGGCUGAGGCUGCAAAGUCCCGCAGGAGACGCUGCUCAAGCUCCUGGCGGGACUCGAGGGACAGCGCCCGGGAGGAGGAGGCGGAGGGGAAGGGGCGGAAGCGGAGAGCGGCGGGGGCCCGGCACUGGGCAUUGGCCUGGACUCGUGCGUGAUCCCGCUGCGCCAUGGGGGGCUCUCGCUGGUGCAGACCACCGACUUCUUCUACCCCAUCAUCGAUGACCCCUACAUGAUGGGCCGCAUCGCUUGUGCCAACGUCCUGAGUGACCUGUACGCCAUGGGGGUUACCGAGUGUGACAACGUGCUGAUGCUGCUGAGCGUCAGCCAGCGCAUGAGCGAGGAGGAGCGGGACAAGGUGAUGCCGCUGAUCAUCCAGGGCUUCCGUGACGCGGCUGAGGACGGGGGGACAUCGGUGACAGGGGGACAGACCGUGCUUAACCCCUGGGUCAUUGUGGGGGGCGUGGCCACCGCUGUCUGUCAAUCAAGCGAGUUCAUCAUGCCGGACAGCGCCGUGCCCGGGGACGUCCUGGUGCUGACCAAGCCCUUGGGGACACACAUGGCUGUCACCGCACACCAGUGGCUGGACAUCCCCGAUCGCUGGAACAAGAUCAAGCUGGUGGUGACACGGGAGGAGGUGGAGCUGGCCUAUCAGGAGGCCGUGUCCAACAUGGCCACGCUCAACCGCACUGCCGCAGGGCUGAUGCGGGCAUUCGGGGCACACGCGGCCACCGACGUGACGGGGUUCGGCGUGCUGGGCCACGCCCGCGCCCUGGCAGCGCAGCAGCGCCUGGAUGUGGCCUUCGUCAUCCACAACCUGCCUGUCAUCGCCAAGAUGGCCGCCGUCAGCAAGGCCUGCGGGGGCCGCGGGGGGCUGCUGCAGGGGACAGCACCCGAGACAUCGGGGGGGCUGCUGGUGGUGCUGCCCCGCGCCCAGGCCGCGCGGUUCUGCGCCGAGCUGAAGGCGCCGGGCCGCGCCGAGGGCCUGCAGGCCUGGAUCGUGGGCGUGGUGGAGAAGGGGCCCCGCGGCGCCCGGGUCAUCGACAAACCGCGGCUGAUCGAGGUGCCCCCCCGCGGGGCCCCACUGCGCCCCGACAGCCCCGGGACCCCCCCUCCGGAGCCGCCCCGAGCGCCCUUCUAAAGAACAACCCCCCAAAAAAAUCCCCAAACUGUGGGAAAUCCCAGCAGCUCCCAAAGAAAACCCCAAAGUUGGGACAGAUCCCACCCCGAGCCCCCUUCUUGGGAAUCCCAAAGAAACCCCCCCAGAAACCCGCGGGGCUCGGCUGUGGCCAAAAUCCCAUCAAAGCUGCCCCAAAAUCAGGUCAAACCCUUCCCAAAAUCGGGUUAAACUCCCCCCACCACAAUUUCCCCCACCCCCCUUCCAGGAGACCCCAAAACCUCCCCAAAUCUCUGCCCAUCCCCCCGGGGAGGCCCCCAAAAUCCCAACCCCAGCUCUGCACAAUGGGGGAGGGGGAUCCCCAAAAUCCUCCCUGGACCCCCUUUUUUGGGGACUCUCCCCCGCCCAAUCAUCUCCCCCCUCCCCCCAGGCUCUGCCCGAUGAGCAGCGGGCGAAGCCCCUCCCCCACACCCCCAAAAUCCCCCCUCGCGUGACGCUCCCCCCCAAAACCCCCCCCGUGGGGGUGGGGGAGGGCCGAGACCCCCCCCUUCAGUGACGGAGGGUUGGAGGGCUCCGGGUUUUGGGGCGGGCGGCGGGAACUCCCCAUAAAUGGGGCAAUAAAAGUGAUUUGAGACACA
Molecule: messenger RNA, 1841 nt
Organism: Oenanthe melanoleuca
Lineage: Eukaryota; Metazoa; Chordata; Aves; Passeriformes; Muscicapidae
Product: selenide, water dikinase 2-like
Exons: 8
Biological process (GO): L-selenocysteine biosynthetic process
Cellular component (GO): cytoplasm
Molecular function (GO): ATP binding; selenide, water dikinase activity
Source: RefSeq, a predicted model, not a curated record